Molecule: messenger RNA, 4057 nt
Organism: Anguilla rostrata (American eel)
Lineage: Eukaryota; Metazoa; Chordata; Actinopteri; Anguilliformes; Anguillidae
Gene: cp110
Product: centriolar coiled-coil protein 110
Exons: 11
Coding region: 170-2971 (933 amino acids)
Biological process (GO): ciliary basal body organization; regulation of cytokinesis; centrosome duplication
Cellular component (GO): centriole
Source: RefSeq, a predicted model, not a curated record
UAGGUUGAAAAUCCAUGACGUGAUGCGCAGCCGCCGCGUCCGAUUUCAAACUGUCAACCUACAAGGAAGCGGGUAAAGAGUAAACAAGCAGGGGUUUGAACAGAUCUCCUAUAUUUUAACCAGCGUGUCGGCUACAAUAUAAGGUCUAGCCAAAUGUUUUGACGGCAGAAUGGAGAGUUAUGAAGACUUCAUACGGACCCAGCUGUCGCGACUGGAUGGGAAGGGUAGCGAACAGAAACGGGAGUCGGCGUGCCACGGGUCGUCUGUCAUUCGUUUCCACGGCUUACCCAUCCUGCCCCCUCUGUUGACCGCGGUCCGUCGAGCGGAGAUGCUGACGUACAGAACCGACGCGCUGGAGUUGGUUGAUCGCAGGAAUAAGUCGGCGUUGGGCCGGAGGAUGUUGCACCUUAGCGAGCUUCUUGACAGCGUUCAGCUGAGGAAAGCUCCCACGCUCCGGGAGUUUAUGGGAGGCCAGUCCCUGGCAGGAGGGACAGAAGGCGGGGCCAGCGAGGAGGCGGAGCCUGAGGAGGCGGAGUCUCUGCUCUCCUGCCCUCCCCACGUUUCUGACGAGGAGCCAUGUCCCCAGCGGGGGUGUGAGCCGCCCCGCCCGCUCAGCUCCACCGCCCGUGGUUCUCUCGCCUCCGGGGGACUCCGCCUGGCCGCGGAGAUGUGUGGCGACGUCAGCCACCAGUCGGCGUCGUCAGGGUACGCCACUCAUGACAACACAGAGGUCUCGGCGGGUCACACGGAGGUCACGGAGGGUAACGCAGAGGUCACGGAGGGUCACACAGAGGUCACGGAGAGUCACGCAGAGGUCACGGAGUGUCACGCAGAGGUCACGGAGAGUCACACUGAGGUUGCAGCGGGUGACAUGGCGGGUCGUCUGUUGGACGUGGGAGCGGGAGAAGGAGAAGGAGAGAGAGAGGGAGGAAGAAAAGGAGGGGGAGAGGAUGAAGGUGCGGGCCGAACUGAAACUGCACCUGAGAGCUUCUUCUUACACUGCACUGGGGAGGCGGAGCCGGAGCUGGCCGCCGGGCCGCCCCGCGUGAGCCUGCAGAGCCUGCUGAAGCGGUCUCAGGAGUACCGGCAGCGCCAGCGGCUGCUCCGCGGGGCCCGGACGCACUGCCGCUCCGACAAGGAGAACCAGCCGGGCCGCACCCCGCUCCGCAGAGCCCGGGGGGACAGGAGGCCCUGUCCCGUAGGAACUGCCCGCCCCGCCAGAGCCGCCGCGGCCCGGCCCAACGGCCUGGAGCCGGGCGGCGUGGCACUGGGGUCAGGGGAAAGGGGGACGUCCCGGGAGGAAGGAGGGGACACCGGCGUGUCCCGCUGCGAGCUGCCGGCUGCAGACGGGCUACAGGGGCGGGGCGGUCCGGCCGAGCCCCCGCGGGCCGAGAGCCCUCCCCCUGCCCCGGAAGCCCCGCCCCCUGCCCCAGAAGCCCCGCCCCCUGACCUAGAAGCCUCACCCCCUGCCCCGGAAGCCCCGCCCCCCGGCCCGCCCGGGCUGCAGCCGCACAGGUUCGGCACCGUCCCCAGCCCCCAGUUCUGCACCAGCCCGGUUCACUGCAAACGAACGGGCCGCCCCGCGCGGAAGCUCCCGGUGAACACGGCGGUCACCGCCAGCGGUGGCCACAGGGGGCGCCAGAGCGCCGAUGCCGAGGGGAGGCCUGCUGGAGGGGGGGCGGAGCUGGCUCAGCUGGAGAUGAACCUCAGCAGCCUGAAGGCGCUCAUUUCGGAUCUGCAGGCCACGCUCACGGGCACGCCCGAGGAGGAGACACGCCCUGCGGACUCUGCCUCCCAGAAUGCCGAGCGGUCUGAGAGGACGCAGCCCCGCCCCGUCCCCUCCCUCGCCCAGAGGCGGCGUGUCCCGCACGCUUUCCGGAACGUUCCGGGGGCGGGUCUUCGGCAGGGCCCGGUCCUGUCCGACGCCAGCAAUCAGGCCCCCGCCCGCGGCGGCUCGGGGAACCGGUCCUACGACGUGGAGACGCCGUCCGCGCUCUGGCCGCCGGGGGGGGGCAGGGGUCCGGGCUCGGCCCCCGGGGGGAAGCCGCUCACCCCCGAGGCGGGGGGGCUUGGACAGGACUCCCGCGCCAAACGCAGGCUGCUCAUGAACACUGGGACCCGGGGGGAGCCCAGGCCUCUAUCCAGCACCCCGAAAGGCUGGAUCUCUGUGCUGGGGAAUCAGCAGCUGCAGCUGCAGCAGACGCAUGCCGCACAGCUGCAGGCCCUGGUGGAGAAUCAGCAGCUGCAGCUGCAGGAGCUGCUGCAGCGACUCUCUCUGCAGGGCGUGUCAGUGCUUGUCCCCUCCCCCGGCUCAGGUGUGAAGGGUGUGGUUACCUGCUUUCCCCUGGAGCCCCGCCCACUGGAGCAGCGUUCUGAGCCCCGCCCUCUUUUACAGCCUCCCUGCAGCAGCGGCACCCUCCCCUCAGUCUGGCGCCCCCUGGUGGCAGCGGCAGUUAGGGGCUACCUGACACGGCGGCUGCUUCGCACCGAGCGACUGGCGCAGCUGCGACGCACUGUCAAGGACUCCCAGCAGUUCCUUUGGGCCCUACAAGCUCAGACUCCAGGCAGGGGGGACCUGGGGGGCCGACAGGACCUGCUACUGCAGGAGAGAGUCUUACUGCAGCUCCGCUCAGCUCGGUAUGAAAUCCACGACAUCUUCUUCUGUUUCUCCCCUACUGAGCGCGUGCAGCUCAUCUCCUGGGACCGGCAGCUGCUCAGGGAGAGAGAGCUGAAGGGCAAGGAGAGCGGAAGGACGCAGAGCCGAGGGCGGGCUUCUCUCUCCGCGGCCACCAUGAAGGCCCUGGAGAGGAAGAGGAGCGCGGGGUGCCAGAAGAGGGCAGCAGAGCGGCAGAGGGGCUCUGUGGGCGGAGUCUGUGGGACGCAGGGCCGUCGGCACCCACACAGUGAGCGCAGAUCCACCCUAUCCGGCGGGAAUCCAAAAACUCUACCCAAUCGCACCCGUCCAGCCUGACCCUUGAUCCCUGGCUGCAACACCUCCAGCCAAUCGCUGCAAAAGACACUGCACAGUCAGGCCAUACCUUUGGACGCUCAACAGAGCUAUACAACACUAUGGGUCUAUGACCCCUUGACCCUUGAACUCUAUACUUCCAGCCAAUCGCUGCAGACCCUGAAUGGUCGGGCCAAGCCUCUUGAAGCAACGCUGUGAUUACACAUGUGGAUAUAGCAGUCCUAGGUCCAUGAUCUAGUGCAUAUUUUAAAUUAUUUUAACUCUUUAGAUGCUAGUAACAUUUCACAGCACUCCUGAAGAUUCAAGAUUUGUUUUCAACAAACAUUUUUGAAAUAAGUGCCUGAAAUAUUCAUUUGACCCAGGCCUGCAAUGCGUGUACCCCCUACUGUCUCUAGAGCAUUGGUAAGCAUCCACAAUGUCCAUAACACUGGAACCCUGUGAAUAGGCCCAGGAAGAGUCCACGUCCAUGACUACAUUUCCCACAAGGCCAUGGUGCUCUCACUGCCCUUCCUGUAGCCAUUUGUGAUAAGACGCUUGGAUGUCGAAAAUGGAGAGGAGCUCCACCAAUCAGAGUAUGUUGGUAACAACCAACAGAACAAAGGCACUGGUGAUUGGUGGAUACUGUCUAGUAAGUCUUACAGGGAACCCCAAGAAGUCCGGCUGGGAAGCAUCCACCAAUCACCACUGGCGUUGCUUUGUUGGUUGUUAUCAACAUGCUUUGUGAUUGGUGGAGCUCCUCUCUGUUAUCCAUUUUAUUAUCCCUGUCUGUGCACUGUGUUCAUUCAGUAUUCUGGUCCAAAGAUCUGCCUGACAAUCAGCCUGUUUCCCAUCAUGCCCUGCUUUACAAGGGCUUGAGCCCGUUUUUAUAUUUUGUACAGGAUCAGUUUGUUUUUCUUUAAGCUGAAUAUAUAUGUAUAUAUUUACUAUUUUAUAUAUAAAUUUUCUGUAGUUUGAUAAAUAUCUGCAAAGUGUAUUUUUCCAAGUGAAUUUAUCACCAUGUUCCUCCUUCCAAUGUUGUUUCCAAACAGUUUUUAAAAAUUAUUUGUGUAUUUAUUUGUAAGCAAUUUCAUAAUAAAUGUCUUUUUAUCA